AAUGAUGGAGAUUAUUGUUCCGCCUUAAAGGAAGAAAUGAAUGAAUUGCAUCUAAUGGUAAGACAGCAUACGCAUCUGAUGAGCAAUAAGAUGAAGGACCGGUUCGAUCAAGCGGCAAAUUCAAAAGGUUUUGAAGAAGGUGAUCUGGUCCUGUUGUACAAUCCACUUCGAAAGAAAGGCUUGUCCCCGAAAUUGCAGACAGCCUGGGAAGGACCCUAUAUGGUGAUGAAACGACUUAAUGACGUGGUAUACCGCAUACAAAGAAAUGGGAAAGCACGAUGUAAAAUGAAAGUAGUACAUUUGGAGAGGCUCGCCCCAUUUGGUUCAAGAGGAUUCGUGCCUAAUCGGGACGAUUAGGCUUUAGUGGAGGGCAGUGUUACAAAAAGUAGUAUUAAGUUGUAUUUGUAUUACUAUAUGCAUCCCUGAUUAUGAACAAUAGCUGUAGGUAUAUGGAAUAGCAUUUGUCUUGUUGUAGACAUCUGGCGCCACGGCUGUCUGCUCGUCGAAACAAUAGACAUCUGGCGCCGCACUGUCUGCUUGUCUAGGUAAACAAUAUCUGAGUCUGGCGCCGCGACUGUCUGCUUGCGUCUGGCGCCGUAUAGCCGUAUGUUCUGGUAAUUUCCAGACGCGAUAUUCUAGAAGGACACGUCGGCAUCAGCGAGAAGUGCGUGGCUAUAUAAGCCGUGGCAGCGCCAACGGCUCAAUCAGUGCUAAGAGUAAACUGCUAUAGUGUAGACGAGUUGUGAAAUAAAGAGUUGUUGAAUUAAAUUAAACAGUGUUGAUUUUAUUUGUCAAUCCAGAGAUACGAACCUAACAAAGUAAACUAGCAAGAGUAAAUUCGUAACAAUUGGUGUCAGAAGUGGGAUUGUCAAAUAAUCCAAAUUCAAGAUGGUUAAAUUCGGAGAAUUGAGAAUUCAGCAAUUAAAAAAGGAACUGGAGGAGCGUAAUUUGCCGAUAAGUGGGCAAAAGGCGGAUCUGCAAGCACGAUUACGUAAAGCAAUGGAAGCGGAUGGAAUUAAUGUGGACGAGUUUGAAUUUGAUGGGCCAGAAACUUCUACAAAGGUAGAAGAAAAAGUAGAAGAACAACGAACAUCAUCAAGUGCAGACAUGAACAUGCUGUUAGUGGCUAUACAGAAAAUAGCUGAAAAUACAGAAAAUGCAGUGCAAACAGGAAAUCGUCUGGCACAGCAAAUAGCUGAAAAUGCAGAAAAAGCAGUGCAAACAGAAAAUCGUCUGGCACAGCAAAUAGCCGAAAAUAUAUCACAAAUAACAGAAAAUGCAGUGCAAACAGAAAAUCGUCUGGCACAGCAAAUAACGCAAAUAGCUGAAAAUACAUCACAGUUAGAGUCUCGCCUUACACAACAAAUGACUGAAAAUAAUACGCAGUUGGAAAAGCGUUUGGUACAACAGAUUACAGAAAAUAAUACACAAGUGCAAGAGAAAUUUUCAAAAUUUGAAGCCGAAUUAAGCACAAUAAAAAAUGACGAAGAAAAUUUAAGAUCAGAAUUUCUUCAACUGAGUAAUCGUAUGCGAGAACUGCAACUGCAUGGCCCUGCACCAUCAACAAAUAAUCCAAGACUGAAGGCACCCACAUUCGAUGGAAGUAUUCCAUUUCAAAUUUUCAAACUUCAGUUUGAAAAGACAGCAAUGGCCAAUAACUGGAAUGCAGUGGACAAAGUGGCGUCCUUGUUUGUAUCAUUGAAAGGACCUGCGGCAGAAAUCCUUCAGACUAUUCCAGACUGUGAACGGGACAACUAUGAGGCAUUGAUGAGUGCGAUAGAAAGACGAUAUGGUAGUGAGCACCGGAAACAAAUAUACCAGAUCGAACUGCAAAAUAGGGGUCAGAAGAUGAACGAGUCAUUGCAAGAGUUCGCAACUGAAAUCGAACGACUGGCACAUUUGGCAAAUGCAGAUGCACCUGCGGAUUACAUUGAGAGGGUAAAAAUUCAAUGUUUCAUAAAUGGAAUUCGUGAUGUGGACACCAAACGCGCCACAUAUGCAUUGCCAAAAAGAACGUUUGCUGAAACGGUUUCGCACGCCCUCACACAGGAAACAGCUUCCCUACUAAGUAAACCAGCACACAAAGUACAAAGGGUUGAAAUGGAACAACCGGCGCUGAUGGAAGAAAUAUUGAAGACUCUGAAGACAAUUGCUGCACCGCGAGUAAAUACAACAGGAAGAUGUUUCAACUGUGGAAAAGCGGGUCACUUUGCCCGAAAUUGCAAUAUAAAAGUAAACCCAUCAAAACGGAACCAACCAACAGAACACCGAAAGAGGAUUCACCACAAAAAUGCGGAUGCAUUAUCGCGUCGCCCUUGUCCACCGGAAUGUAAACAUUGCUCCAAAUCAGAGGGAAAAGAAGGUAUAAUCGACGUGCGAUUACUGAAUAUAGAACCUGAAGAUGAUUGGACUCCUCACCGCAUCAGAAUCAAUCAGCUGGAGGACCCUGAUCUUGCAAAGCUGAUAAUAGCCAAAGAAAAUGGGGUACGACCACCAAAGGAACAAAUAAGUAACGAGAGUCCAACGGCAAAAGCAUAUUGGGCCCAAUGGAACAGCAUAAACCUCGUUAAUGGAUACCUUCAUCGUACCUGGGAAAGUGAAGAUGGCAAACGGUCUCGUCUGCUGAUCAUAGUACCGAAGUCCAUGAUCCCGAAAGUGUUGAAAGAAUAUCACAAUGGACCUAGUGGAGGGCACCUUGGAAUUACAAAAACUAUAGAGAAGAUUAAACAACGGUUCUACUGGAUCGGUUGUCGAGAUUCCAUAGCAGAAUGGAUAAGUAAUUGCGUAGAGUGCAUGGCAGCUAAAGGUCCUAAAGCCAAAAGUCGCGGUAGGCUACAACAGUACAACGUGGGAUCACCAUUUGAACGAGUCGCAAUGGAUGUUGCAGGUCCGUUCCCAACCAGUACGGCCGGAAACAAAUAUCUACUGGUUGUCAUGGACUAUUUCAGUAAAUGGCCAGAAGUAUAUGCCUUACCAAACCAGGAAGCGAAGACAGUAGCCGAAGCGUUUGUAGAAAAUUGGAUAACAAGGUUCGGAGUGCCCGUAGAAUUACACUCAGAUCAAGGCAGGAAUUUCGAAUCUUCCAUUUUCCAAGAAGUCUGUACAUUAUUGGGCAUCCACAAGACACGGACAACAGCGUUACACCCACAAUCAGAUGGGAUGGUAGAGAGAUUCAACCGAACGCUCGAAGAACAUCUGCGGAAAAUCGUUGAUAAAGACCAACGGAAUUGGGACAAGUGCAUCCAGAUGUUCCUGUUGGCGUAUCGUUCAGCGAAGCACGAGACAACUGGUUACACGCCAGCAAAGAUUAUUUUCGGAUCUGAUCUGCGACUCCCUGCUGAUCUUAAGUUUGGUACGAAUCCUACAGCUGUAAGAAAUGAUGGAGAUUAUUGUUCUGCCUUAAAGGAAGAAAUGAAUGAAUUACAUCUAAUGGUAAGACAGCAUACGCAUCUGAUGAGCAAUAAGAUGAAGGACCGGUUCGAUCAAGCGGCAAAUUCAAAAGGUUUUGAAGAAGGUGAUCUGGUCCUGUUGUACAAUCCACUUCGAAAGAAAGGCUUGUCCCCGAAAUUGCAGACAGCCUGGGAAGGACCCUAUAUGGUGAUGAAACGACUUAAUGACGUGGUAUACCGCAUACAAAGAAAUGGGAAAGCACGAUGUAAAAUGAAAGUAGUACAUUUGGAGAGGCUCGCCCCAUUUGGUUCAAGAGGAUUUGUGCCUAAUCGGGACGAUUAGGCUUUAGUGGAGGGCAGUGUUACAAAAAAGUAGUAUUAAGUUGUAUUUGUAUUACUAUAUGCAUCCCUGAUUAUGAACAAUAGCUGUAGGUAUAUGGAAUAGCAUUUGUCUUGUUGUAGACAUCUGGCGCCACGGCUGUCUGCUUGUCGAAACGAUAGAC
Bactrocera dorsalis (oriental fruit fly) is the source of this 3892-nucleotide messenger RNA. RefSeq lists its product as uncharacterized. The coding region runs from base 889 to 3732 and encodes 947 amino acids. Gene Ontology annotation, molecular function: zinc ion binding; nucleic acid binding. The record is from RefSeq and is a predicted model, not a curated record. Lineage: Eukaryota; Metazoa; Arthropoda; Insecta; Diptera; Tephritidae. Gene Ontology annotation, biological process: DNA integration. The transcript has 3 exons.